Molecule: messenger RNA, 1695 nt
Organism: Myxocyprinus asiaticus (Chinese sucker)
Lineage: Eukaryota; Metazoa; Chordata; Actinopteri; Cypriniformes; Catostomidae
Product: junctional adhesion molecule 3B-like
Exons: 9
Coding region: 81-986 (301 amino acids)
Biological process (GO): angiogenesis; cell adhesion
Molecular function (GO): protein heterodimerization activity; protein homodimerization activity
Source: RefSeq, a predicted model, not a curated record
AUCAGCGGCAGCAUCCUCCAGAUUGUCCGCCCCACCGUUUGGACAGCUAAGAACAUUUGCAUGUAAAUCAUCGGCUCAAGAUGGCGAUCGGGCGUCAAACGCUUGCCUUAGUGCUCCUGUCCUUUCUGUGUCACAGUACAGCGUUUGCUGUAAUACUCCGAACAACUGAAAAAUCUGUAUGGGCCAAUGAAUUUGAGUCAAUUGAAUUGACCUGUUUGAUAGAGUCAAUCUCUACAAACAAUCCCAGGAUUGAAUGGAAGAAAAUUAAAAAUGGUGUACCCAGCUAUGUGUAUUUCCUAAAUAAAAUUUCAGGUGACCUGGAGCACAGAGCAUUGCUUAGAGAGCCCGCAAACCUUCUGAUUCUGAAUGCCACCAGAUCAGAUUCCGCACAGUAUCGCUGUGAGGUCGCAGCCAUCGAUGACCAGAAGCCCUUCGAUGAAAUACUGAUCAGUCUGGCAGUAAGAGUGAAGCCAGUGAUGCCCAGGUGCAGUGUGCCAGAGGCUGUAACAGUGGGUUCCACCACAGAACUACGAUGUAUUGAAAACGAGGGCUUUCCUCAGUCACAGUACCAGUGGUUCCGUAACAACGAGGAACUACCAGAGGACCCAAAAACCAGUGUCAAGUUCUACAACUCUUCAUACAUCAUGAACACAGAGACUGGUUCACUCAAAUUCCGGCCUGUGAAGAAAGAGGAUGCAGGAGAAUAUCAUUGCCAGGCCAUGAAUGAGGCUGGAUCUUCAAAGUGCAGUCCACAGCCCAUGGAAGUCUAUGAUCUGGACAUUAUGGGGAUAUUCUUCAAGGUGUUAGGUGGAGUGGUAGCAUUUAUUUUUGUCACUGUGGGCAUCUGUCAAAUUCAGAAAAGUGGCUACUGUUCGUGCAAGGAUCAUAGAGAAACCAACUACAAAGUACCCCAACAUGACAGUAGGAUGGACUAUGCCAGUCCAGAUGAGGGACAUUUUCGCCACAAGUCCUCCUUUGUCAUAUAAAAUCCAAGAUGCGGAGACAAGAGCUUCAGCUGUGAGAAGGCCCUGUGAGACUUAUGCAGAGGUGUAUAAAUUUGAGCUUUUUAUCUUGCCAAAGUUAUUACAAGAACUGAAAACGAUAAGGUUACGACUGUAACCACGGUUCCCUGAAAUGAGAGAAUGAAAUGCUGCGUCGCUGAUGCUUUGGGGGUUAUCCCCGCAGUUGUAGCCAUUCUCUGAAACUUUUUUAAUCUCACCAAAUUUAAUUGACAGAUAGCAUUUUGUGCUCUGCCUCCCUUGUGUGCAUCAGCGGGCGUGUAUAAUGGUGGUGCACAGUGCUAUCUCUUCAGAAUAUUCGAACGAAGGGUGCAAGCGACACUUGACUUUUGUAGUGAAGAUUCAGUAGCACGGCCAGCUUACGCAGCAUUUAAUGUUCCCUUUCAAUUCAGUCAUGAAUGCUGCAUCAUAGCUGACACGAUGGGGAAUGUAUACCAUCACGCCAUGCUACUGAUUCGCACGUGUAACGAUGUCUACUAGCCUGAAGGGUAAUAACCUGCGCCCUGAAGGGAGUGGUAAACACUUUCGGCAUGUUGCCUCUGCUGGGUUUAAGAACGGCUUUUGAUAAGCCUGGUCCAAACUCUGUGCAGGAGUCGUUGACCGACAGUGCUUGAAGGUCUCCGACACGUUUUACUGAAGCCAAAGCGAGAAGCAGCGUAGUCUUUAAUGAGAGUAC